Durusdinium trenchii is the source of this 300-nucleotide messenger RNA. The record is from the annotation of a GenBank genome assembly. Lineage: Eukaryota; Dinophyceae; Suessiales; Symbiodiniaceae.
AUGGCCGCUGCUGCGCUGGUGGGGCGGAAAGCUGCAGGUGAUUGCUGCAAGAGCUAUGAUGCUGUGCCAAUGCUUUGGCCAUACCAGUUUCCCGAAUGCGGCCGAAGUUGGUGUCCCUCUUGCUGGAACAGCAGUGAUGUGAAGUCGCUGCCAGUUCACACCUUUGCGGCCUUGGGAUAUGCAGCCUCCUUGGCUGUGAGCAGUCCCAAGGCGACUCGGAGAUUGACAUGUCCCGAGAUGUCUGACCGAGUGAGAAGGGGCUGCAUUCAUCAAAGAAGAAAGCAUAAGAAAGUAAUUUGA